AUGCAUCUAGAUGAUGCUACUGCCAACGUGCCAGCUCAGCCCGGUCCUCGAGCAAAAGGUUCUGACCAAGCUCAUGUCUACUUCUUCUCGGGCGAGAUACCACAAGGUGAUCCCGAGGGUGACAUGGCUGAGGUCUUCAGAAAAGUUCGGACUUUGAGUCAUGCUGCAGGCAACGAAGAUCUUGGGAGGUUCCUUCGGCAAGCUACGAAUGCUAUCCGGGAAGAGAUAUUCGAGCUUCCCAAGAACGUUCAGGACACUCUUCCCUGGGUAGGCAACAUUCUAGACUGGACACAUCAUGUAGUUGCACUACGAAACACAGGAAUCGGCGGAAGCAUAGACCGAGCCCUCGCUUGUGUUUACCAGAUGUCUCUGGUUCUCGUGGAGCAACCAUCAAUUCCCUUAACAAUCCGGCAUGAGGCCUGGCAGACAUGCUUGUUGGGAAAGGGCAUUGGCCUGCUGACUGCGGCAUGUCUUGGUCUCGCGAAAAGCCACGGCGAGCUGGCAUAUCUUGCAGCGAUCGUUGUUCGCAUAGCUUUCAGGACUGGUCUCAUGGUGGAUCGUGUAUCUGGAAGUGUCGAAGCUCCCGAUCAUUCAUCUCCUUCGUCGAAAGCCUGGCUUGCUUGUGUUCACGGUCUGACAGAGCAGGCAGUACAAUGCGAAGUCGACAAGUACAACACUGCGCAGAACCUGCCUCUAUAUCGUGCGGCCUUUAUCUGCAAUACCACAGAGAGCUCCGUCAGCGUAUCGGGACCGCCUUCGACAAUCAAAGGACUCAUCGCAGCACUGAAGAAGUCCACCAAAAGUAGAUGUGUGCCUAUGCCAAAGAUUCAAGGAGCAACUCAUGCCGACCACCUCUACACAUUUCGCGACGCAGAAUGGAUCGUCCCGGCCAUCGACUUGCAGUCAUCAUUACACACUCGACUCGUGCUUCCCACCACUGGGCUUGUGCCCGCGGGAACGAAGGCUACUGAACUAUUUCGUAUGAUAGUCGACCAGGAUCUCUCCGCAAAGCAAAUCAAAUCGGAAGUCGAUGUCGACGCUGUCGAGGGUGUGUUGACCUCUCUGGGAGCUGCGCGGUGCACGAUAUAUACGGUCAGGCGUUUCAGCCAUGCCGAUGAAUUCAGAUCUCGCCUACGGUCUCGAAUGCCCAGCCUCGAAUUGACUGACGUGGAAAUGUCUCCCUCUCUUGCAACGAGACCGAAUAUCAACAAUACCAAAGCCUGUAGGCCCUCACAUUCCAAGAUCGCAGUCGUCGGCAUGUCUUGCCGCUUUCCGGACGGCGCAGACGAUGUCAAUAAGUUCUGGAAUCUACUCGCAGAGGGCCGUGAUGCGCAUCGCACGAUACCAGCAGACCGCUUCGAUGCACAAACUCACGUGGAUCACACUGGGCAAACUCGCAAUACCUCGAAGACUCCCUACGGCUGCUUUAUCAACGAGCCAGGCCUAUUUGAUGCUGCGUUCCUCUCCAUGUCACGACGCGAGGCAGAGCAGACUGAUCCGAUGCAUCGUCUGGCAUUAGCGACUGCUCACGAAGCUUUGGAGCAUGCUGGCUACACUGCCGGUAGCAGCAGGAUAUCCGCGCAUCGUGUUGGCACGUUCUACGGUCAGGCCAGCGAUGAUUACCGCCGCAUCAACUACUUCAACAAGUUCUCGGGGCCUAGCUUCAGUUGCGACACGGCAUGCAGCUCCAGUUUAGCUACCUUGCAGCUGGCAUGUACAUCACUCUGGGCAGACGAUGCCGAUAUGCUGGUGGUCGGUGGACUCAAUGUCUUGACCAAUUGCGAUGUUUACGCAGGCUUGAGCCAUGGACACUUCUUGUCCAAGACUGGUGGUUGCAAAACUUGGGACAAGGGAGCUGACGGGUACUGUCGAGCUGAUGGUGUAGGCUCAGUCGUUCUGAACAGGCUUGAAGAUGCUGAAGCUGAUAAUGACAACGUCCUCGGUAUCAUCCUCUCGGCAGCCACCAACCACUCCGCCGAAGCAGUCUCGAUCACGCAUCCACACACGGCCUCUCAGGCAGAACUCUAUCGCCAGGUCAUCUGGCGGGCCGGCCUAGAUGCUCGCGAUGUCGGCUACGUCGAGUUCCACGGAACAGGAACGCAAUCUGGGGACGCCACAGAGUUGGCGGCAGUAACAAGCGUAUUUGCUCCAUCGGUGCGUCCACGAUCUCUUGCUCAGCCGCUCUACAUUGACUCAGUGAAGGCAAACGUCGGUCAUGGAGAAGCUGCAGCUGGGAUUAUGGCUCUCAUCAAGUCGCUCCUGGUUCUACAGAAAGGUACCAUUCCUCCUCAUGUCGGAAUCAAAACAGAACUUUCUAUGCACUUUCCUGUCGAUGCAGAAAAGAGAAAUCUCCACAUACCCUGGAAGCCAACUGCCUGGCCGAAGAAAGAAUCUGGCAAACGAACCGUGAUCAUCAACAACUUCGGUGCGGCUGGCGGCAACACAACCGUAGCGAUGGAAGAAGCCGAUCAACGGGAACGUACAGAGACCGACGACCGUACACUACACCUCGUCACUGUGUCUGCAAAGUCAAGACCGUCUUUGGAAGGCAACCUCUCGCAACUCCUGGAGUGGGUUCAGAACAAUGCGUCAUCACAAUUAUGCGAUGUCGCAUACACGACCACUGCUCGCAAAGCUCAUCAUCCCCUACGUACAACAUUUCUCAUUCGAGAUCUGUAUGAGCUCAAGCGUAAUCUGGAGUCACGACUUAGCACUCUCGACGAAGUCGUUGUAGUCCCUACGAAACAGCCUCCGAUUGUCUUCGCGUACACUGGUCAAGGCGUAUGCUACACUGGUCUCGGUGCAGAUCUAUACCACAGGUCUGACAGCUUCCGCCGUGAUGUCGAGUUCCUCAAUGAUCUUGGCAUGAGCAUGGAACUACCUUCCGUACUCAGCAGUAUUGACGGAAGCUCCACGUUCUCCAAUGAUCUACCUUCGCCGGUGAUACACCUGGCCAUCGUUGUGAUCGAGAUCGCGUUGACCUGGUACUGGCGGAGCCUCGGAACCCAACCUCAAUCGGUGAUAGGACACAGCCUCGGAGAACUUGCUGCAUUGAAUGCGGCAGGCGUACUGUCGACAGCGGAUACACUUUUCAUCGCUGGGAAACGUGCACAGUUGCUUGACCGAGUACUGACUCGUGACACUCAUGGGAUGGUAGCUGCAUUUGCUUCCUUAAGGGAGAUCGACGACGCCCUUCAGAGAAUCCCAUACAACCUUGGGCUUUACAAUAGUCCCAAAUGUCACGUGCUGACAGGACCCGCGGCCGAAAUUGGUAUUAUAGCAGAACGACUGAAGCUCCGAGGCAUACAGACACACCGACUCAACAUACCGUAUGCAUUCCACAGCAGUCAGAUGGACUUGGUCAUGGAAGGGUUGACCGAGAUCAUUCGUGGAGUACAGUUUCAGCCCUCGAAGCUGCCCACCAUCUCUCCUCAAACUGGUCAAGUCGUCCCGGCGGGAAGUCGAGAGAUCCAGGCUCGAUAUGUGAUCAACGCUAUUCGAGACCCUGUCCACUACUACGAUGCUCUUAAUACUGCAAGGGACUCUGGACUGGUCACACCCGACACCCUGUGGCUUGAAGUUGGCCCUCAUCCUGUGUGUACGAAUUAUGUCAAGAAUACACUGGAGACUGACAAAGCAUUUCCAUCACUCCAGCGUAACGAGUGCAACUGGACGACAGUCACCACUGCGCUCGCUGCGAUGCACAGAGAUGGCGUCAGUAUAGAUUGGCGACAGUUUCACCGUCCUUUCGAGAGUGGCCUCCGCCUCGCGGAGCUUCCUCACUAUGCUUGGAAUAACCAGACCUACUGGAUCCAAUACGAGGGAGAUUGGCUACUUACCAAGAGCCGCAGCACCUUGCCUACAGUCGAGGCACCCGCCACGCUGGAGACUAGGACAUCGUCGAGUUUGCACAGUAUUAUCUCUGCGUGCGUCAAAGAGGGCAUUUUCCGCGUUGAGGCGAGAACCAACGUCAUUGAUCCUGGUCUACUUCAAGUGGUUGAAGGACAUGCCAUGAACAGUGUAGGCGUGGUAUCCUCAUAUGUUCACACCGACAUGGCGCUCGCUGCAGCACACCAUCUUUUGCAGGCAUCUGGCUAUUCCAAUCCGCCGACUACCAUAUCGGUCAGCGAUCUAUUGUAUCACGAUCCCGUCUGCGCCCAAGCCAGCCUCAGCCAGCCUCAGAUUGUCGAAACCACAGCACAAGCCACAUCUACUGCGAGGGAAGUCGAUGUUGAAUUCUAUCGCCCAGGCAGCGAAAAGUCAUACGCGCAUUGCAGGGUCUCGGUCUGCGAUGACACUGCACGCAUCAGAGAACGACAAGCAGGAACUCAGACUGUGUCGUCGCGGAUUGCAUUCUUGCGUGAGUCCGUAGCUUCAGGCACAGCGGACAAGAUCUCCGGGCGAUUAGCCUACCGACUUUUUGCCAACCUCGUCGAGCACGGCGAGGUAUACCGGAACAUGACGAGUGUAGUCAUGCAAGGCUCCGAAGCAUUUGCCGAGGUCACUUUGCCUGAGGCCCAUGGACACUGGCACCUGGCAGCCCAUUGGGCAGAUGCCUUGAUCUCGCUGCCAGGCUUCGUACUCAACGGUGGAGAUGUGUUUGACACGAAGGAAUUUUUCUACAUCACGCCUGGGUGGGAUCGCAUGACCUUUGCAAGGCAGUUGCAUGCGGGUGAGAAGCUUGUCAGCUAUGUGAAGGUUGAGCAAUCAUCCGAGCAAGGCUGCUAUCUGGGCGACGUCUUUAUCUUCGAUGCGGUUGGCACUUUGGUCGGCUUCGUGGAGCGAGUUCUGUACCGGCGCUGGCCGAGAGUAAUGUUGGACAGAUUCUUCUUUCCGCCAGAUCGUGGCCCGCCUGCGAAGUCUCAGGAGAAUGCUCAACGUCAGAAAGAUCAAAUCGCUGUCAACGGAAUCAAAGCUGGAAAUGCCGAAACCUCGCCUAAGACACCGGGCACGGCGACCGCAUACGUCAACGUUAACCACGAGCCUGACAAAGAGGCAGAACCACAUACAAAUGGCAACUGGGUGACUGCUCAGUCGAUCAUAGCGGAGGAGAUUGGAAGUGAGAUCUCCGAGCUCGCCGACAGUGCUCACAUCGCUGACCUUGGCAUUGACUCGCUUAUGUCUCUAGUCAUAUCGCAGCGACUUCGUGAGGCGCUGGGUGUUGAAAUUCGAGAUGCGUUUUUCAUAGAGGUGAAUACUGUUGGGGAGCUUAGGGAGUUGAUUGGAUGCAUUUGA
Messenger RNA from Fulvia fulva, 5235 nucleotides. Its product is annotated as Non-reducing polyketide synthase PKS19. The record is from RefSeq and is a predicted model, not a curated record. Gene Ontology annotation, molecular function: fatty acid synthase activity. Gene Ontology annotation, biological process: fatty acid biosynthetic process; secondary metabolite biosynthetic process. The transcript has 6 exons. Bases 1 to 5235 code for a protein of 1744 amino acids. Lineage: Eukaryota; Fungi; Ascomycota; Dothideomycetes; Mycosphaerellales; Mycosphaerellaceae.